This is a messenger RNA of Entrophospora candida, 1620 nucleotides long. Lineage: Eukaryota; Fungi; Glomeromycota; Glomeromycetes; Entrophosporales; Entrophosporaceae. The record is from the annotation of a GenBank genome assembly.
AUGAAUGAACAACUCCACACUACAUAUACGGGUCAUCAAUGUAAAGAUAAGUUUCGAAAUCUUGUUAAUAGCCAUAAUUCAUUGUGCCGAUAUAUGGCUGGAAAUAGAACAGGUAGAAGAUCUAGAUUCUCUGAGAAAUAUUUUGGUGAGUUUCAUUCUCGUUUUUGGGAAAGACCAGAAAUGCAAUUUGACCAAAUCCAUAAUGCAAAUGCCUCUGCUCGAAGAAGAGAAGAAAGUCGACGUAGCUGUACACCACCACCUUCAUAUGAAGAAGUAUCGUCAAUGCUAGAUCGUCAUGAAGUUUCACUGGUCGAAAUAUUCAGUUUUGACAAUGUUUUACCAAUGAUCUACUCAUGUCAUAGCAGGCAUUCAAUGUCACCUAGUGGGAGAUCUAAUCAAGGUAUUGGCGGAGCCAGCACAGCUGAAACAAAUAGGCAAAAUCCGGAGCCUUGUGCACCAACCUCCACUGAAAAUAAUCCAGAUAAUGAUGGCGUAAAUAAUGAAAUUAACGCUACAGGGAAUAGUGAUAAUAUGACAGUAAAUCUUGCAAAUAGUCAAAAUAACCGAGACUCAUCACGUUAUACAACUCCUCUUGAAAUUCUAACAGAAUUUGAUAUUUCUUAUAAAGCUAUAUUUAGUUUACGUGCUAUUGGGGUUGUAAAAGUGAAUGAUGAGAAACCUCUUAAUUCGGAUCAAAUUAGAAGCAAUAUUAACAAGCUGAAAUCAAAGUUAAAGAAAAAUACUAGCACAUUGUAUCAACAUUUAUUUUCUGCCGUUAGCAAUGUAUCUGUAUCAGACCUAACAUGGAGAGAUCCGUUGGGUAGUCAAGUUAUUUCAGAUGAUUCAAGUAUAGUUAAAAAUCUACCAAAACAUUUGAAAGAAAUAUUUAUGUUUAUCAAUGAGUUUUCUACACGUGACAAUAAUCGGCUUCCAAUAGUACUUAUUCAUGAUGGGGCCUGGAAAGAAACUAAUAUAAAAUUAGCUGAAAUUGCAACAUUCGGACCUGAAGAUGCUGAGAAGUUAAACGAAGGAAUGUAUGUAACUAACAUGAUAGUACCGGCGAUUCAUGCUUCAUUAAAGAAUCUCCCAUAUGGAAAGUCCUGUUAUAUUAGCACAUUUGAAUGUCAAAGCAUUGCUAGCACUGAUAGAAGAGGAGAAGGCCGAUCAGGACGACGACCAGAUAUUAUAUUCGUUAUGAAAAAUAAAGGUAAAAAAUACGAACUCAUGUAUACUGAGUGUUCUCGUUUAUUUUGUACCUUACGAAAAAUAGAAGAUGAUUCUGUGAAACUAUGGCGCGAAACCAAUGACGGGAUGUAUUGGACAUAUAAAAGCUGUAAACCUGAAAAAGACGAGUUUGGAAUAAUUGGAUUGCAAGUUGCAGGAUCUUUAUUGCGUUUAACAGUACUUAUUAGAGAUGUAGCCAACGUGGAUCGUUAUUACCAUUUACAUGAAGCAAGAAUACCUGUACAAUAUUCUGAUUUUCCGGUUGUAGCAAAAUUUAUAGAAACUUUAUUGAUAUUUCGUAAUAUUUUAAUCGUUAACAUGUCAUUAUUACCACACGGGUCCAUGCCUAAAUCUGAAAGACAAAAAGAGGGUAGUUCAACUGUCGAUUCAGAAUAA